AUGGAAGAGACCAGACGCCCCCGCUCCUUCCAAGGACAAGGUACUGCAGGGUGGGUGGGUGGAAAGAUAAUGAGAGACCAUGACCCCGCUCCCUCCAAGGACAAGUCGUCCUCAGGCCAGCCCCCUACCCGUCGAUCACUCCACCGCACCCUGUCUGAUGAGAGUAUCUACCGGGGCCAGCGUGUCCCCUCUCUGAGGCUGGGGGACCUAGAACCAGACCCCAGCCUGGCUAGUGACGUGUUGUUCAGCUGCUCCACGUUGCCACGCUCUCCCACCACCCGCGGGGUGCCUCUCAGACGACCUUCGUACAAACUGGGGAUCAAACUCCACGGUGACCUGUCUGCGUCUGACACGUCAUUGGCUGAGAUGGUUGAGCGUCAGCGCCACCCCCUCCCCCAGGAGCUGAUGCCCCUCCCCCCCUCUGAGAGCAGGGACAGCCCCCUGGACUGGACCCAUCUGGUGGAUGUGGCCAGCACCUUUGAGACAGUGACGGAGACAGCAGCGUCCUCCAUCUACAUCAUCAAGAUGCCUAAUGGGAAGAUAAGCCGUCAGCGGCUGCAGGAGGAUUCCCAGAGCUCGCUGCUAAAACUCAAGAAGUUUCACAUAGUGUGGUUCUUUUCAACCCACCAUCGACAGAACUGA
Messenger RNA from Salvelinus sp. IW2-2015, 642 nucleotides. RefSeq names its product signal-induced proliferation-associated 1-like protein 1. The record is from RefSeq and is a predicted model, not a curated record. Bases 1 to 642 code for a protein of 213 amino acids. The transcript has 4 exons. NCBI's taxonomy places the organism in Eukaryota, Metazoa, Chordata, Actinopteri, Salmoniformes, Salmonidae.